Messenger RNA from Pocillopora verrucosa, 1128 nucleotides. RefSeq lists its product as uncharacterized. Gene Ontology annotation, molecular function: nucleic acid binding. The record is from RefSeq and is a predicted model, not a curated record. NCBI's taxonomy places the organism in Eukaryota, Metazoa, Cnidaria, Anthozoa, Scleractinia, Pocilloporidae. Gene Ontology annotation, biological process: DNA integration.
AUGACCUUAAAUGAAGUACGAUCAAAUGGCUUCUGGGUGGUCAGCGGUUCAUCGGUAGUCGCCAACAUGAUUUCAUCCUGCGUCAAGUGCCAGAAACUGCGCGGAGCAGUGCAAGAACAAAGGAUGUCAGAUUUACCCGAAGAUCGCCUCGAGUCCACUCCACCCUUCACAUACUGCGCCGUUGAUUAUUUUGGGCCCUUUGUCAUCAAAGAGAGAAGGAAGGAACUAAAACGUUAUGGCGUGCUCUUCACCUGCAUGGCUUCAAGAGCAAUACACAUCGAGAUUGCCAACUCCCUCGAGACUGACUCAUUUAUAAAUGCCCUGAGAAGAUUCGUAAGUCGUCAAGGACCUAUCCGCCAGUUAAGGAGCGAUCAGGGGACGAACUUCGUUGGAACUCGCACAGAACUCACCCAAGCAUUAGCUGAGAUGAACCAAGACAGAAUCAAGAAAAAGCUGCUCGAGGAACAGUGUGACUGGUUCACCUUCAAAAUGAACGUCCCAGCGGCGAGCCACAUGGGAGGCGUUUGGGAGCGACAAAUCAGAACAGUUCGUAACGUCCUCGCAUCACUAUUACAAGACAAUGGACAACAGCUAGACGACGAGUCUCUUAGAACCUUGAUGUGCGAAGCAGAAGCUAUUGUCAACAGCCGCCCCUUGACAGUGACCCAGCUUACUGAUCCAGAUUCAGCCAGUCCACUCACUCCCAACCACCUCUUGACAAUGAAGUCAAAGGUCGUUCUUGCUCCACCAGGUGCCUUCCAGCCAGCCGACAUGUAUUGUAGAAAGCGUUGGAGGCGAGUCCAGCAUUUGGCGAAUGAGUUCUGGACUCGAUGGAGAAAAGAAUUCCUCCUCAGUUUACAGCAGCGCCAAAAGUGGUCACGCCCUCGGAGAAACUUGAUUGUUGGUGAUGUAGUCAUAGUAAAAGAUGAAAGUCUUCCUCAGAGUGCCUGGCAGCUAGCAAGAGUAUCAGUGGUCUACCCUAGUUCCGAUGGCCAAGUACGCAAGGUUCAAGUAGCUCUUGCGGAUAGCUGCUUGGACAGCAAAGGCAAGAGGAUCAGAACUGUGCAGUACCUGGAGAGACCAGUACAGAAGUUGGUAUUGCUGUUGCCAGCGUCAAAGAAAGAUUGA